Messenger RNA from Notodromas monacha, 1254 nucleotides. The record is from the annotation of a GenBank genome assembly. Lineage: Eukaryota; Metazoa; Arthropoda; Ostracoda; Podocopida; Cyprididae.
GUUUUUAUGCCCAUUGUACAGUUCAGGCCGUCGCGUGCCACUUACGUUUCAUCUUUGGAGAGUGUCGAAUUUCUUCCGGAAAUGGUUGUGAGUUCGAAAUGGAAAAUUAAAACGCGGAACGGUGAAAACCCUGUGAUCGGUAUGAGCUGGACAUCAGCAUUACUUAAGCCCUGCCGUUGAACCCGGGAUUCCUCCGCCGAUCUCAAGUACAAACUUCGGGAACUUCGAAUCUCUUAUCUUUCGAGAAACUGGAACAUCGAUGUCCUAAAAUUGAUAUCCUAAAAUGGAAGUGCCUCGUGAUCGUUUGUACGUCGUACCGUCGACUGAAAAACCGUAACAGAAGAUCCGCAUCCGACUCGCGUUCGGAAAUUCAGCGUAAGACGCGUAUAGUUUCCAUUACGCAAUGAUCAUGCAUUACUCCAAGACCCAUGCGAAAAACUAAUUCAAAAAGGAAGAGCGAGCAACGUCGAAGUAACCUGACCUUCUUGUGAUUCUCAACUGAUGAGCUGUGAAUGAAGCCAUUUCAUACGAUCUACUGUAACCAGGAGCUGAGAUUGUACGAAAAUGCAUCUCGAAGGAGGUGGAUGGAUCAAGACUCCUCGAAAAGUGCAUUUCUAUGUAGACGAGAUCGAGAAAAUCGGACAACUGUUGAACACGAUGGAAAUGCCUCAAGUACUGGUGCACCAUGGAAAGGAAGUGAACAUAAUUCUUGCUGAGGAAGAACCCAGAGACCUUUCCAUUGUCUGGCCGAAAGGAGAAGCCCAUCAGAGUUAUGUGACUUCCAUGGUUGACAGGAUGAGGGUUAAAUAUAGACUCUUCUGGUUCCUCCAUGCCAUUUGGGGCAUCCAUGAUGAAGCCAUUAUUCCUCUGGGUCUUUUUGCAAAAGUAGAACUUGUUAAUCUUCUGGAUGUCAGUCUUGGUGAGGGUGUCUCCAUGUCCAACCUUGGCCAGAUUGACAGGCUUCAGGGGCUGCAAUGUGGGCAUCCUCUCAUUCUUUGCAUUUGUGUAGAGGUCAUACAACACACUGGAAUGGUCAACCAUUCUGAGGAAGAGUUGUUUCAUGAUUCUUCUGAUGGUGGUGAGUGUGGUACCAUUAGCAUGGGACUGGAAGUUGAUGCCCCACAUGCCACCCAUGACUGGCCAGAGGUGCCCAGGGUGGUCAUUCAUAGUGUGGAGUGUCUUGUUUGGGGUUGCCAACCAUUCAGCAACUGCUGCAACUUCCCUGGAACUCACCACACUAUCAAGGUCUCUUGA